Molecule: messenger RNA, 180 nt
Organism: Protopolystoma xenopodis
Lineage: Eukaryota; Metazoa; Platyhelminthes; Monogenea; Polystomatidea; Polystomatidae
Source: the annotation of a GenBank genome assembly
AUGAGAUGCGUCUUGAAAAUGAUGGUAGGGAACAAUUUAAAGGACGCUCAAUUACAACAGAUUGUCGAUAAAACUAUCAUGUUUGCUGACAAGGAUGGAGACGGUAAAAUCUCAUUUGAAGAAUUCUGUGAGGUUGUUAGUGGUCUUGAUGUACACAAGAAAAUGGUUGUUGAUGUAUAA